AUGCGUUCUCAAUUAUUCCUCGCCUUCAUUGUAGGCUUCCUGGGUUCUACCGUGGAUAGUCGCAAUUUGGAAGUGCGUAUCAGCAACGGCCUUGGUCGUACUCCUGCUUUGGGUUGGAACAGCUGGAAUGCCUUUGGAUGCAAUGGUGCUUCAGCUUCUUCGGCAAUGACUGCAGCAAACCAGUUUGUAAACCUGGGGCUCAAAAACCUUGGCUACAUAUACGUGAAUAUAGAUGACUGCUGGCACACCAAGUCCCGCAACUCCUCCGGCAAUCUUGUCGCCGAUCCCAGUAAAUGGCCUAACGGUAUAGCACACACCGUCAAUCAGAUUCAUGGUAUGGGGCUUAAGUUUGGAUUAUAUGGUGAUGCGGGUACCAUGACGUGCGCAGGAUAUCCAGGCUCCCAGGGACAUGAGCAGCAAGAUGCUACUUUACUAGGUAGCUGGGGGGUCGAUUACUGGAAAUAUGACAACUGCUACACUCCCUGCAACGGACAAGUUCCACAAACAUGCUGGAUUGCACGAAACUCGGAAGCUUGGUAUCAGACAUUCGGUAAUACCUUGAAAACCGUGUUCCAUACCAUACUAUACUCCUUGUGCUCUUGGGGAGUGGACAGUGUAUGGACCUGGGGCGGAUCGGUUGGGAAUUCCUGGAGAGUCACUGGUGAUAUUCAAAACUCCUGGUCCUCGGUCUCAUCGAUUGCCAACACUGCGGCGGGGAUCUCGAAAUAUUCCGGUCCUGGCAGGUUUAAUGACUUGGAUAUGUUGGAAAUUGGUAAUGGUGGUCUCUCCGAAGCCGAAGAGCGAGCACAUUUUGGUCUUUGGGCAAUCGCUAAGUCUCCAUUGAUUAUUGGUACAAAUCUCGCCAGUAUAAAGUCUUCUUCCCUUGCUAUAAUCAAAAACGCAGCGGGGCCGAUAUCUGGACAGCUAUAUCCCUACUGGGCUGGGCCGCUUUCCGAUGGUGUCGUGGUUGGCAUCGUAGCUGCAAAUGGUGCGCUCAACUAUAACGUUGCACUUAGCAGUGUUCCUGGAUUAGGCUCUGGCACAUGGAGCUGGACAGAGUUCUACAGCGGUAAAAAAGGAUCAGGAACUAGCAUAUCUGGAUCUUUAGCAAGCCAUGAUAUGGCUGUUUACAAGAUAACAAAAAAUUAG
This is a messenger RNA of Botrytis sinoallii, 1149 nucleotides long. RefSeq lists its product as uncharacterized. Gene Ontology annotation, biological process: carbohydrate metabolic process. The record is from RefSeq and is a predicted model, not a curated record. Lineage: Eukaryota; Fungi; Ascomycota; Leotiomycetes; Helotiales; Sclerotiniaceae. Gene Ontology annotation, molecular function: hydrolase activity, hydrolyzing O-glycosyl compounds. The transcript is spliced from 5 exons. Bases 1 to 1149 code for a protein of 382 amino acids.